Fomitopsis serialis is the source of this 840-nucleotide messenger RNA. RefSeq lists its product as uncharacterized. Lineage: Eukaryota; Fungi; Basidiomycota; Agaricomycetes; Polyporales; Fomitopsidaceae. The transcript is spliced from 2 exons. The coding region runs from base 142 to 441 and encodes 99 amino acids. The record is from RefSeq and is a predicted model, not a curated record.
UAUAUCAACCCCCAGCCAUGCCCCGCGCUGCUCGUUAGACCGCCCCCUUCCCUCCCUCCCUGAGUCCCUCCUUCGCUCACGACUCCCUGGACACCAACUCACAGUCCACACAAUCACCGCCAGCCUUGUCACUUUCCGAAAAUGGCUAUCAUGACCAUGUCCGCAGGCCCGUCUACGCUCAACCCUGCCUCCGCGAGGUCAUACGCGUCUUCGCCGCUCGUUCCGAACGCAUCCUCUCGGCCAGCGCGGGCACCGUCAUUCCCCGUAUCGCGGCCGCUCCGGCCAUUCCCCUCUAUCGCCAACGCACUGUCCUCCGGCCUGCCGCAGCGAUCAGGGACCUCCGGAGGGAAGAGACCAAUUAAAAUCAUCGAGCCGCCUGCGAACACCAAGUGUGCGUUCGUUCUGAACCUCACACAAGCAGAGUUCAGCCGGCAGGAUUGAGUGCGUUGCGGAGGCUCGUCGUGCACCUUGUGUUUCCCGUCUGCUAGACUGACGGCAGUGACGUAGAUGCCUAUACCCGGGCCCGUCCUAUUUAUGUGACGCCAUUGACGUCCUUCGCUUUGCCAUGAACCCGUUGUACCUAUAGACACGACCUGCCUGCGCGUUACUUGAUGGAGCUUCUACAUGUGUGGAGUGGGUGUUCUUCGUGAGCUCCCUACUCCUCCCCUUCCAUUUCACUUCUCGUGUGGUUCCCAUGUUCAGACCGCAUUCUCUGGGAGUUGAGGUUCCUCUGGGUUUAUUGAUGUUUGUUGUAGAAUGGUACAUACCGCGCAUGACAGGCACAUAGUAGUAUACAAUGCAAGCAAAGUGCAGCAAUCAUAACUGCCACUUUAAACCUUC